Molecule: messenger RNA, 426 nt
Organism: Necator americanus (New World hookworm)
Lineage: Eukaryota; Metazoa; Nematoda; Chromadorea; Rhabditida; Ancylostomatidae
Exons: 3
Coding region: 1-426 (141 amino acids)
Source: RefSeq, a predicted model, not a curated record
AUGCCUGUGGUCGACCCCCAUCACCAACGAAGUCAAGCUGCGAGUCUACCUAUCCGCAAUUCGCCCCAUCAUGAUGUACCGAUCGGAGACUUGGGAGCACCAUCUACGGUGAUGGAAAGUCUUGAUUGCACGGAACGAAAGCUGCUUAGACGGCUAUUUGGCUACUUUUGGCCUAGGGUAUGCCACAAUGAAGACAUUUACGCAGAAAUUGAUGUGGUAUACCGGCAGAUGACAUGUGGAAGAUAUCAACAUCUUGCACCGCCAUCGAAAGUGGCUAAAAAAGAAAUUCUAACUCAAGAUUUCAAGAAUCUCCUUUCCCACAACGUAGUAACGUUCCUGCUUGACGAAUUUGCAAUGGGUCUAGAACAGAAUAAAGAUGAGAAAAUCCUGUGUUUCCUGAUUCGACCUGGAUGCAUGGGAACCUGA